This is a messenger RNA of Hypanus sabinus (Atlantic stingray), 1081 nucleotides long. Its product is annotated as immunoglobulin lambda-1 light chain-like. The transcript is spliced from 3 exons. Bases 64 to 765 code for a protein of 233 amino acids. The record is from RefSeq and is a predicted model, not a curated record. NCBI's taxonomy places the organism in Eukaryota, Metazoa, Chordata, Chondrichthyes, Myliobatiformes, Dasyatidae.
CGAGGCGCAGUAGCUUCCUAUUCGGAAACUUUCUGAGUCAGUUCUUCAGCCAAAAUCUGCAGAAUGAGAUCGUGGAUUGGAGUUCUCGCUGCACUGGUCUUUUGUCUUCAUAGCACCGACGCGGUUGUUACGUUGACGCAGGUAAAGUCUGUCUCGGCCGCUCCGGGAGAAACUGUCAAGAUCAGCUGCACCAUGUCUGGAGACAGCAUCGAUAAAUGGUACAGCAGCUGGUAUUGGAAGAAGCCCGGCAGUAUUCCACAGCUUAUCUGGUCUGAGAAAAACGGCAGAACCCCGGGAAUUUCAGAUCGAUUACAAGUUUCUUUCGAAACAUCGCAAAACCGGAUGCUUUUAACUAUCGCGAACGUAAAAUCCGAAGACGCUGCUGUUUACUAUUGUUAUUCGGCACGCACCUUUGGUAAAGGAACGAACCUCGGUGUGACUGUUCGUCGACCCCCGGCGGUGACCAUUUUCCGGCCUUCAGAGGAAGAAAUCGCAAAAAAGAGCACCGCUACCCUGGUGUGUUUAGUGAGCGGGUUUAAUCCGCCCGCUGUGAAUAUUGAAUGGACGGUGGACGGCAGUACGAGAAGGAAUGGUGUCGAGACUAGCCGGGUACAGCAGGACACGGACAACACGUUCAGUGCGAACAGUUAUCUGACUCUGUCAGCCUCAGACUGGAGCUCACAAGAGCAAUUCUCCUGUGUGGUGAAACACGAGACUCAGCCAACCCCGCUUCAGGCAACGAUCGCGAGAUCUGGUUAUACCUAAUCAAGGAUCCUUCUCACUAUUCUAUUAUUCUCUUUCUCCGCGCAUUGCGUGUUGGUUUUUUUUAUCUUUUUUUUUGGUUUUCUUGCUAUGUGGCUGCCUGUAAACAGACAAAACUCAAGGGUGUAUAAUUUAUACCUUUGAUAACAAAUGUACUUUGAAUCUAUGAAUCUUUAUAUUCCAAUCUAAAUCUUUUUUGGGGAAGAAUCUGUCGAAUCAAAAGCAUUGAGUAUUUUCACAAGGAUAUUGUGAAUUCCAAUAUGAAUUGAGGGGUCGAUGUGAUUUGGUAAAUGGGUCUGAAUAAUAAACUGCUGUAUGG